Mucor mucedo is the source of this 1347-nucleotide messenger RNA. RefSeq names its product glycoside hydrolase. Gene Ontology annotation, biological process: carbohydrate metabolic process; chitin catabolic process. The transcript is spliced from 6 exons. NCBI's taxonomy places the organism in Eukaryota, Fungi, Mucoromycota, Mucoromycetes, Mucorales, Mucoraceae. The coding region runs from base 20 to 1273 and encodes 417 amino acids. Gene Ontology annotation, cellular component: extracellular region. Gene Ontology annotation, molecular function: chitinase activity; chitin binding. The record is from RefSeq and is a predicted model, not a curated record.
AAAAUUACUAAACAAUAAAAUGCAUGGUCGAACAAUGAUUAGCAUUUUUGUGACACUCUGUACAUUGCUUAUGUGUUCCGCCUCUGCAUCUACUGUCUCUUUCGCAAAUACUCCAGCAAAGAAGACUGACAGCGCUUCCGAUAUAUACGGAAAACAUAGGUUAAUCUCUUACGUUGUUGACUGGGAAAUUCCUGAGACUAUUAAGUGGGAUCAAAUGGAUCAUAUUGCAUAUGCUUUUGCCGAACCAAAUGAAAGCGGGGAACUUAAAUCUUAUACUGAUAGUAAUCUGGAAUCACUUGUUACCGAGGCUCAUAAGAACAAAGUCGGUGUCAGUAUCAGUGUUGGAGGAUGGAGCGGCUCGAAAUAUUUUAGUUUAUUAGUUUCCUCAGAUAGUAAAAUUAAAAUCCUCGUUAACAAUAUUAUGUCUAUGGUUGAAAAGUUUGAUCUUGAUGGCGUCAACCUUGAUUGGGAAUACCCUAAUGAUCCUAAUGGUGUUUCUUGUAACAUAAAGAACCCCAAAGAUACAGCGAACUACCUUGUUUUUGUUACUGCUUUACGUAAAGCCUUAGAUGACAAAUACACCAACGUCCAUAAAUUGCUUACUCUUGCUGUUGGAACUAACCCGUUCAACGAUGAAAAGCAGACUCCCAUUAAGUCUCUUGAAAGUGGCUGGGCCAAAGCUGUUGAUUCAUUCUAUCUUAUGACAUAUGAUAUUAGCGGAUCAUGGAUGAAGCAAGCUGGGCCUAAUGCUCCGUUAAAUAAAGCCGGGUCUGAAAAAUAUGACUCUAGUGUUGUUCAAUCAGUUCAAGCAUGGAAAAGCGCAGGUAUACCUAGCAAACAGCUGGUGGUCGGCAUACCAUUUUACGGAGCUUCUCUUAAAACUAGUCGAGCGAUUAACUCUGCUUCUGGUCUUUACGUCAAGCUGGCUAGUCCCAGUGCCAUUAAGGGUGAUCAAUAUGAUGAAUUGAGUGCCGAUGCCUGCUCUGGAGCCAAGAAAAGUUACUCGGGAUCAUUCCAAUGGAGAUCUAUUGUUUCUGCAGGUAUUUUGGAUAACAAAAACGGAUGGAAAAACUAUUGGGAUAAGGUGUCCACUACACCUUAUGCUUUCCUUGCUAAAGAAAAGAAGUUUCUUUCAUUUGAUGACCCCAAAUCUCUUAAAACUAAGGUUGAUUAUAUCAACCAGCAGAAUCUGGGUGGAGCUAUGAUUUGGUCACUUGAAAUGGAUGAUUCGAAGAACUCACUGUUAGCUUCUAUUCAGAAAGUUAGAAAGUAAAAAAAAAAAAACGUUGUGAAACGUUAGUUACAUGGCUGGUCCUAUACUAAUAAAAACUCACCUGUGUAUUACUA